AUGGGAGUAUUGGACAAAUUGUGUUCCGGAUUCAAUGCCACAAUAUUUACCUAUGGUCAGACUGGUUUUGGCAACACUCACACUAUUGGUAUAGCGUUUGGCGGAGAGUUGGAUGAAAAUUCAAUGGUCAUGCCUCGAUUAAUGUACAAUAUCUUUAAACGCAUUAAAAGUUUACAAAGAUUUACGGAAACCCUGGUUUCAUCGGUUGACGAAACAAUUGACUGUCUUAUGCUUGGCUCAUCAAGCCGCGCUAUUGCGGCUACUGCCAUGAAUGAGCAGUCAUCGCGCUCACAUACGAUUUUCACUAUCACCGUUGAGGCCACCAAGAAAGACGAAAUGAGCACAGUAACUACUUCAAAGUUCCAUUUAGUAGAUUUGGCUGGUUCACAACGCUCUAAGAAGACACAAGCUACAGCUAGUCAGGGCUCUGGUUUUGUCCGCUUUCGGGACUUCAAAUUGACUCGUUUGUUGCAAGACUCCCUAGGCGUCAAUCCGAUCAUUCUUAUGAUAGCCUGCGUUAGUCCGGCCGACUAUAAUGUUGCUGAGACCCUUUGCUAUGCAGACCGUGCGCGUAAAAUUAAAAAUAAACCGAUCGCCAAGAGUGCCAUACAACAGUUACCUAUUGAACUGUUGGCCGCUAAUGGGGAAGUUAUAGAAUGA
This is a messenger RNA of Anastrepha obliqua, 660 nucleotides long. RefSeq names its product chromosome-associated kinesin KIF4-like. Gene Ontology annotation, biological process: microtubule-based movement; mitotic spindle organization. The record is from RefSeq and is a predicted model, not a curated record. Gene Ontology annotation, molecular function: microtubule motor activity; microtubule binding; ATP binding. The transcript has 4 exons. The coding region runs from base 1 to 660 and encodes 219 amino acids. NCBI's taxonomy places the organism in Eukaryota, Metazoa, Arthropoda, Insecta, Diptera, Tephritidae.